Messenger RNA from Caenorhabditis remanei, 1323 nucleotides. RefSeq lists its product as uncharacterized. The record is from RefSeq and is a predicted model, not a curated record. Gene Ontology annotation, molecular function: G protein-coupled receptor activity. Gene Ontology annotation, biological process: G protein-coupled receptor signaling pathway. The coding region runs from base 1 to 1323 and encodes 440 amino acids. NCBI's taxonomy places the organism in Eukaryota, Metazoa, Nematoda, Chromadorea, Rhabditida, Rhabditidae. The transcript is spliced from 8 exons. Gene Ontology annotation, cellular component: membrane.
AUGGCAGAGGAGGACACGGAAACUGAAAGUGUGCUUUCAUACGAGGAUGAAUGGUGGGAAAUGAAUUGCUCAAUUAUCCCGCCCGAGUUUAAUAGACUCAUGCUAGUCGGUGUGGUUGGCGCUGUGAUCGCGUUCAUCUCGGUCUGCUUCAACACGUUUCUUUUCGUCGUUCUCUUUCGAAAUCCACGUCAUCGACAUUCUCAUUUGAUCUACCUCAUGUUUCUAUCAGUAGCAGACAUUUUCUUGUCAGCUUCGUACAUUCUGUUAUUCCCUGUGAAUCUGUAUAUGGACUAUUUUGCAUCGGAAUGGUUGGCAGCCGCCUGGUGGUCUUAUAUGAGAAUUAUGAUCACCAUUUCUCAUGUCUUUAUCUCAACAUCGGCAUUUUUGAUUUGUGCGGCCGCGUUUGAAAGAUACAUAACCAUCUCAAAAAUUGCUUGCCAAUUCGCGAGACACCAUCGCCUCAUCAUAAUUGUCGCCUGUCUUUGUAUUGCCAUUGUGGCAAAGGGACCAAUGUAUUUUGAGGUUGAGGUUGUUCCCAACGCAAACUGCACCGGUGUUACUUCCCUGACAGCGAUUCCUUCAGAGUUUUCAGAGUCGGAGCCUUACAAGACUGCGUACAAGUUCUGGUUCCGCAACUUGCUCACAGUGGCUCUUCCCUUCAUCAUGUGCUUCUAUCUUAACUUCGCAAUAAUGCAUCGUCUCCGUAUCCAACACCUCGGCGCAAAACUCUUUCGGUUUGCCACAUCUGAACAUCGUCAAAACAUCCGUGCCGCCACAUUGAUGUUAGUCGCCGUCACAUGCUCCUAUCUGGCAUCCAACCUUCUCAACGUUGUGGUCUACACUUGGGAGCUGGUGGACAAGGAAUCGUUGUUGUCUGAAAAUAUCCGUCCGUUGUAUACAUUGUCUUCGGAUCUUGUAUCUCUGCUGACCGUCGUUGCAAGCGCCUGUCGGCUACCGAUUUAUUUGGUGUGCAAUGCGAGGAUUCGGUGUGAAGUGCUGGAUUACGUGGAUAAUUGUGUGCUGACGCAUCUGAAUAUCAAACCAUAUACGGGUCUCGGAAGUAAACGAUGUCGAGCGACUACAGUACGCUACUGUGACACCGGUAGCGGCUACAUGAUAUAUGAUAUUCAGACAAAACCAGACGAAGUGAUACCGAGUCCAGUGGCGCCGAACAAAAAAGGUGAACGACGUGUGAGAUCAGUUGGCACCGGCUUGGAUCGAGUGGUGUUAUCGGUGGCGAUGGGAAGUAUCAAGGCGUCACAGAGUAGUGCACAUUUGACAGUUCCACUUAACAAUAGUGUUAUGUUGAUUCAGGAAGAAUAA